AUGGCAUGGCAGGCCCACAUCGAAAGCCCGUCCACCAGUCCCUGGAGGCGUUGCUGUUUUGAAGGAGGCCACGAAGACGAUCGCCAGCGCUGGAAGACAGAGUCGUUGGUCACACGCCAUUGGAACCUUGUGGCAACUCCAGGGGCAGGCAGUCGAGGUCGACGGUAUCCUGUACACUGCAGCGGUGAGUGCCUGUGUGACUUGGCCAUGUCCUGGGACAAAAUAAUCAUAAAUAAUCAUAAAUAUACUGUUAAAUAA
Messenger RNA from Cladocopium goreaui, 258 nucleotides. NCBI's taxonomy places the organism in Eukaryota, Dinophyceae, Suessiales, Symbiodiniaceae. The record is from the annotation of a GenBank genome assembly.